Molecule: messenger RNA, 1457 nt
Organism: Cydia pomonella (codling moth)
Lineage: Eukaryota; Metazoa; Arthropoda; Insecta; Lepidoptera; Tortricidae
Product: 3-oxoacyl-[acyl-carrier-protein] reductase FabG-like
Molecular function (GO): oxidoreductase activity
Source: RefSeq, a predicted model, not a curated record
UAAUUCACCUCCUUAUUUUUAUAAGUUGGUUAAAAAUGCAUCCGUUAUAAAAUGUAACAAAACGCAAUCUCUAUCGUUUGUGAAACGAACUUGAAGCGAACUUUGUCACCCGGGUGUGUCCAGACAGUGAUACCAGUGCAAUGAAUGAAUUAUGGUGCCAAAAAUACUUUUCUUUUUUUUUCUCUUUUAACAUAGCAUUACCAGUGUUUAUGUAAAAAUAAAGUUUUAUAUCAACGAAGUAAAUAUUCUUGCAGCAGAAUUACAUGACUUAUGUAUAUAGGAACUGUGAAAAGUUAAAAUAUCUCGAAUGUUCCAAAGCUUUUUUUCACCGGUCACACCUUUGUUUACACCGACUGCAUAAAAAUUGUACUAUAUCCGUCUACGCGUAAUAUAUGUCUAUAUAAUAAUGUCUGGCAAAAUUAUUUCCAGUUCAGUAGUCGACAACUCGACGCGCCGGCGCUCUCCUAUUUGGCAGUCAGCUGUUCGACCUUGUGCGCAAUAAGAAAACCCAAAUCUAAACAUGGAUUUCAGCGAUAAAGUUGUUUUAAUAACCGGUGGCAGUUCAGGAAUUGGAGCGGCCACCGCUAUUUACUUUGCCAACCUGUCAGCCAAGCUGGUAUUAGUUGGCCGUAAAGAAAAUGCCUUGCGAACAAUCGCUGCAUAUUGUGAGAACGCAAAAGUAAAACCUUUCACUAUUACCGCGGAUGUUACUCAGGACGCAGACGUAGAAAGGAUAAUAGACGAUGCCGUGGGACAUUUCGGGAAGUUAGACGUGCUGGUCAACAGUGCCGGCGUAUUGAAGCCGGGUGGAAUGAAAAAUUCCAAUAUGGAGAACUAUGACAUAGUAAUGUCUACGAAUAUGCGCGCUAUUUACCACUUAACAAUGCGUGCUACGCGUCAUCUCGUUCAAAGCAAAGGCUGCAUAAUUAACGUGUCGAGCAUAUCUAGUACGAAGCCUAACGCUCUAACUAUCGCUUACAACGUUUCGAAGGCCGCAUUGGAUCAGUUUACUAAAUGCGUAGCGCUGGAACUGGCGGCGGACGGUGUUCGCGUCAACUCUGUGAACCCUGGAUUUGUGAAAACGAAUAUCCGGAGUGACGAAGGGUUAUCGGAAGACCAGUUGGAGCUGGUCGUGCAGAAUAUUGUCAACAAUAUGCCUCUGAAGAAGCUGAUGCACGCGGAUGAGGUUGCUGGCGUCAUCGCGUUUUUAGCCAGUGACAACGCUAGAAGCAUUACUGGAUCUUGUUUCGUAAUAGAUGGUGGUAGCUUAUUGAAGUAAGGCCAUACGAUAUAAAAGUACAAAGUACAAAACCUAUGUACUUAAUCUUAAUUAGAUUUGUUUGCGGUUCAGAACCUAAACGUAUUUAAAGUCUUUCACAUAAUAAUGUAUUAUUAUGUUAGUUUAGUGCCGUUGAUGAAUUAUGUAUUCCUUUAUUAAUAAAGAAUUGUACGCUCUA